UCGUCGUUUCCUCCAUCUGAAAUCACAGAGGCCCGUCACCUAGCAACCAUGGCCGGGAUCUCAAACAAACCCCGGGAUGGUGGAGAUCCCUGCCGCUGAAGGAUGCCACCCACCAGGGGCUCCUUCCCUUGCUGCAGCUGUGACAGUAAAGACCCCUCCGGUGGCAAGGCUGGGACCUCCCAGAGAGGUUCUCUUACUGAGCUCGCUCCCCUUGCCCAGGAGCAGGACCCUUGGAAUCGCCUGCAUGCAACACCCACCUUGUCUAGCGUCAGGAGGGAAGUCUGGUACCUGGAACCUGGGGUUCCCCAGGACAGCCUGGACUUUAACCUGAGCUCGUUGUAUGACCACCACAAGGAGCUGCUCAGAGACAAGAACCAGGUAGUCAUCCACAAGGAGACACUCUUUGAUGACCAUGGAGUACUGAAGGGGCUUGACUCUGUACAGGAACCUAAGCCACUCCCUGCUGAAAGCCGUAUGUCCCAGGGACUGCCUACAAGAUGCUGGGUCAGCCCAACAAAGGAAUCAGUCCACAGCAUCAAGGGCACAAUCGAGUGCCCACAUAACGCUUCCACCAACAGCGGGUACUCCCGCAAAGAUAACGGAGGCUUCUUUUCUCAAUGAAGACUGCGCCAACCUUUGCCACUGCUGCCGGACUGGAUCUUCUUUGGAUGAACAUAACUCUCAUCCCCAUUGCAUUCUUGUAAAGCCCUUCAUUCAGCCAAGCCCACCAAACGAACACAGCUCUGGUAUUU
Molecule: messenger RNA, 752 nt
Organism: Gavialis gangeticus (Gharial)
Lineage: Eukaryota; Metazoa; Chordata; Crocodylia; Gavialidae
Gene: CFAP276
Product: chromosome unknown C1orf194 homolog
Exons: 6
Coding region: 103-621 (172 amino acids)
Source: RefSeq, a predicted model, not a curated record